ACAUCAUGGCCCCCGGACGAUAUGCCCUUCGAGCGAACGAGCUUGCUUCCAUGUUGAGCGGGAGCACGCUGACGAUUCCAAACCUGAAAGUCCCGCUGGCCAACUUUGCGAGGGGACAGAGCAAGUACACAGCCGAGAUCCGACGAUGGGUGGACAGACUGGUAGAGGAGAACAUUCAGGAUAGAAGAAAAUGCAUCGGUGUCAAGCGUUGCGACUUUGGCUAUCUUGCCGCAUGUUGCUUCCCCGAUUCAGACUGGGAGCAGCUCAAAGCUGCGGCAGCAUUCCUCGUCUGGAUCUUUACAUGGGACGACAUCAUCGACCACGGAGAGGACAACAGCGGCAUCAUCUCCAACGGAGAACGAGCCCGGGUCUUCUGCCAGCAAUCGCUCGAUUACAUUAGGCACAAGCUCGAAUUGGACGAUUCUCUCGAGGUAGCUGCUGGUCAGCCUGCACCCAGCAUGUCCAUGUUUGAUGAGACCGCUGGACCUUUGAUGGAGGCGAAUUGGAGUCACAGUUUGUGUUUUCCCAUCAAUAGAACGAUACUUUGGCAAUUUCUGACAGCGACUAUCACAGCGCAAACGCGACGGUUGUAUAACGAGAUUGAGCAUUAUGUGAAAUGCUGCCUCAUUGAGCAUCUGCAGCAGGAGGACGACUCCAUUCCCACGCAGGAAGAGUUCACCAACAUGCGCUUCGGAACGUCCGGCAUCACUCCAGGGAUCGCCAUUUGCGAAUUCACCAGGGACAUCUCACUGCCGGACGAGAUUGUCGAUUCCGCGCCCAUGAAGGUCAUAUGGAGGGAGAUUACUCGGCUUUGCAUGAUGAUCAACGACAUUUACUCAUGCCAAAAAGAACUGCGAAGCGGUGUCAUUCAAAACAUCAUCCCCGUCAUCGCCUACUCCAGCGGAACAGACGACAUGGCGACCGUCACCGACGAAUUCAUGGACAUUUUCCAGACCUCGGUAAACACCUUUGAGGAAUCCUUCCAGACCCUCAAGGCGCUCGCGUCGCCCGAUCCCCAGCUUUCAGAGGACAUCCAAAAGUACGUCCAAAACUGCCAGACCAUCACAACGGGGCUGCUGGAAUGGAUGCUUCGCUCGGAGCGGUACGGGGUUGGCAAGCAUCUGCAGGCGGAUGGCUCGGCGCUGGUGCCUCUUGUGUAUGACAGUGGGAAGUUGGCUGCUGGUAAGGCGUAAGUGAAGGGA
Messenger RNA from Trichoderma citrinoviride, 1202 nucleotides. Its product is annotated as terpenoid synthase. The coding region runs from base 6 to 1193 and encodes 395 amino acids. The transcript is spliced from 6 exons. The record is from RefSeq and is a predicted model, not a curated record. Lineage: Eukaryota; Fungi; Ascomycota; Sordariomycetes; Hypocreales; Hypocreaceae.